AUGCACCAGGCAUUGAUGAGUAUUAUCGCGCGAUGUUGGAAGCCGUUCGGGCAAGGUGACGACGCCAAUGCUGGAAGAGAAUGCAAGGACGGCCUCCUCUGGUUCCGCGACAUCGGAAGGUUUGCCGCCGGCGAUUUCUCCAUGGCCGUCGUUCAGGCUAAUCAGGUACUCGAGGACCAGAGCCAGAUCGAGUCCGGACCCUUCGGCACCUUCGUCGGCGUCUACGACGGCCACGGCGGCCCUGAUUGCUCGCGAUACGUUUGCGAUAACUUGUUCCGUAAUCUCCAAGCGAUAUUGGCCGAGUCACAGAGUGUUGUGACAUCUGAGGCCAUUCAACAAGCGUUUCGGCGGACUGAGGAGGGGUUCACGGCGCUUGUUUCAGAGUUGUGGAACUCCCGGCCGCAGAUUGCGACCACUGGGACAUGUUGUUUGGUUGGGGUUAUUUGUCGGCAGACGCUGUUUGUGGCGAGUCUUGGAGAUUCCCGUGCUGUGUUGGGUAGGAGAGUUGGUAACACUGGUGGGAUGGCUGCGAUUCAGCUGUCCACGGAGCACAAUGCGAAUGUUGAGGCUGUUAGGCAGGAGCUUAAGGAAUUGCACCCGGAUGACCCCCAGAUUGUUGUCCUCAAACAUGGAGUGUGGAGAGUAAAGGGAAUAAUUCAGGUUUCUAGAUCUAUAGGUGACGUAUAUAUGAAACAUGCGCAGUUUAACCGGGAACCCAUUAAUGCGAAAUUCAGACUCCCCGAACCAAUGAACAUGCCAUUCUUGUCUGCUAAUCCGACUAUUAUUUCUCAUCCAAUCCAACCAAAUGAUUCCUUCCUUAUAUUUGCAUCAGAUGGUUUAUGGGAGCACCUGAGUAAUGAUCAAGCAGUGGAUAUUGUUCACAGCAGUCCACGUGCGGGUAGUGCCAAGAAACUUAUUAAGGCUGCCCUACACGAAGCAGCAAGAAAACGUGAAAUGCGAUAUUCAGACCUUUAUAAGAUUGACAAGAAAGUUCGUCGCCAUUUUCAUGACGAUAUAACUGUUAUUGUUUUAUUCUUAAAUCAUGACCUUGUAUCGAGAGGCGCAGUUCUAAAUUCGCCGCUCACAGUUCGAAGUGCGCUCGAUCACUGA
This is a messenger RNA of Sphenostylis stenocarpa, 1110 nucleotides long. The record is from the annotation of a GenBank genome assembly. Lineage: Eukaryota; Viridiplantae; Streptophyta; Magnoliopsida; Fabales; Fabaceae.